AUGCUUUCCAGUUAUUCCCAACUAACCUCCAUGCUCUCCUGUCUGCAGCUCGAGCACUGGUCCAGUGCUGAGUUGUUGAGCUCGCUUAUCAAGAUGUCUCGCCUCGUUGCCGUCGAGACCGGCAAGUCCGUGGCGCAUGACGUUUGCCCCCAGGAAAGUCUCUUUCCGUCCACCACCAUGGUCGCACCCCCCGCCUGCCCACGCCUCCCUCUGGACCUCGAGCGCGACGUCUUCGAACUCACCGCGAUGAUGUUCCCGGAGACGCGCUCCAAGCUGACGCUCGUUGCGCAUCGCGUACGCAGCUGGAUAGAGCCGCUCUCUUACAAAUCCCUCUCCAUCGCCAGUCUCCACGACGCGAACCGCGUGCUAUCGAUCAGCCAGUCCCCCCACCGCGCCCCCGACUUCCUUGCGAGCACCGUCCGCCGGCUGGUCCUCUCCCGCGAGAGCCACUUCCCGACGCGAAUCCUGGCCCUCUGCAGCGGCAUCACGCAUCUAGCGCUGGAAGACGAGCUUCUGCGGGACAGAUGGAGCGACAUCCACGCCACCUUCCUCGAUUUGGCCAAUGUGCAGCGCCUCGCCAUCGCCGCGAACGAGAUCCGGCGGCGCAACACGCAUGCGGGGGCAAAUAUAUUUGCCCGCCUGACGCACCUGACUUUGCUCGACGUCGCCCAUGCCGGCCUGCCCGAGUUCGUUGCCGCGUUGCCCGCGCUGACGCACCUCGCCCUGGCCAGCCCACCCGACUGCGGCACCGUGCAGGACUUCCUCGCGCGGUGUCCUCACCUUCGGGUGCUCGUUUUGCUUGCACCGUCGCCCGAAUGGGCGGCCGAUGCGGGUGCGAAGCCCCGGCUGCUCACCGACGACCGGCUGGUUAUAUUGGAGGCCAAAAGCUGGGACGAGGGCGUAUCGGACGGCGACACAUUCUGGACCGUCGCACAGUCUUUCGUGGCGGAGAAACGCCGCACCGGCCAUUCGUCGUUGUGUGCUGCCAGGGCCUAA
Mycena indigotica is the source of this 996-nucleotide messenger RNA. RefSeq lists its product as uncharacterized. The record is from RefSeq and is a predicted model, not a curated record. The transcript is spliced from 4 exons. Lineage: Eukaryota; Fungi; Basidiomycota; Agaricomycetes; Agaricales; Mycenaceae. Bases 1 to 996 code for a protein of 331 amino acids.